UAUUUUUUUCUGUUUAGUUUCGUUUGUUAGAAUCUUCAAGAAACUAUAUUUGAUGCACACAUUGUCUUCUACCUCCAGAUUGUUAGGAGCUAAUGGCUACCCCAUUUAUUGCUGGGCUUGCAGUAGCGGCUGCAGCCAUGGCCGGUAAAUACGGAAUUCAGGCUUGGCAUUCUUUCAAGAAUAGACCCCCCAGACCCAAAUCACGCAGGUUCUACGAAGGCGGCUUCCAACAAACAAUGACAAGGCGAGAAGCGGCUCUCAUCCUCGGUGUUAGAGAAAGCGUGGCAGCGGACAAGGUAAGGGAAGCACAUAGAAGGGUAAUGGUUGCAAACCAUCCGGAUGCCGGAGGCAGCCAUUACUUAGCUUCAAAGAUCAAUGAAGCCAAAGAUGUAAUGCUUGGAAAGACCAAGAACAGUGGGUCUGCAUUCUGAUCCAAUUACUGUUUAAUUUAUUUCUGUUGACAAACAGUCCAAAUGGUAAAUAUUAUACACAACUCUGUGUUACUUUAUAUGAAUUUGUAUUCAUUGUUCUUGUUAUUUUUUUUGCCUUUCAUUGUCUUGAGUAUAAUAAAGAAAGGUUGCAGACCAA
This is a messenger RNA of Helianthus annuus (common sunflower), 588 nucleotides long. Its product is annotated as mitochondrial import inner membrane translocase subunit TIM14-1. Gene Ontology annotation, molecular function: ATPase activator activity. NCBI's taxonomy places the organism in Eukaryota, Viridiplantae, Streptophyta, Magnoliopsida, Asterales, Asteraceae. Gene Ontology annotation, cellular component: PAM complex, Tim23 associated import motor. Gene Ontology annotation, biological process: protein import into mitochondrial matrix. The transcript is spliced from 3 exons. Bases 93 to 431 code for a protein of 112 amino acids. The record is from RefSeq and is a predicted model, not a curated record.